Messenger RNA from Punica granatum (pomegranate), 1445 nucleotides. Lineage: Eukaryota; Viridiplantae; Streptophyta; Magnoliopsida; Myrtales; Lythraceae. The record is from RefSeq and is a predicted model, not a curated record.
AACCCAUGGGAUUUCACCAUCCCCUUCAUUUCCUCCAAUCUGCCUCCUUCCCUCCUAAAAUCCCCCCAAAUAAGAAAAAAGAGAGAGGGAAAAAAAACAACCCAAACUAUGAGUGCAUAGGGAAUUGAGGUUCUUAAUUACAAUACCUAAUUAGUUGCUGGGGAGAGAAUUGUUUUCCGUCAAAGCAAGACAUGGGCUCAUUGGUGGGGCAUGUAGCACCAGGGGUCGGCUUCUUUCUCAUAGGCCUGUGGCACCUCUUCAACAACAUCAGGCUCCACGUGCGGUCCCCGAGCUCGUACUCAUCGCUGCCCUGGUUCCCUGCCCCGAGGAUCAGGUACCUGGAGUUGUACGUGAUAUUGUUCGGGUGUUCCCUGUCCGUUGCAAUGGAGCUCUUCAUAGGCCCGGACAGGCACCAGCCCCUGGACCCCGAUGGCACCAUCCCUUCGAACCACCUCCGCAACUUCGAGCACUCUUUAGUCUCCAUCUCCCUCUCAGUCUAUGCAGCCGUGGCCAUCGUCUUCGAUCUGAUGGCGGGGCCUGCGAAAGCUCGUUCCGGGGUUCUAUUCGAUCUCACCCAGCUAGUGGGAGCAAUGGCCUUCGCCCAGGAGCUCCUCCUCUUCCACCUCCACUCGACCGAUCAUAAGGGCCUGGAGGGGCAAUACCACUUGUUGCUCCAAAUGGUGGUCUUUGUCUCCCUCACCACGACCUUGAUCGGGAUUGCUGUCCCGACGAGUUUCGUCGUCAUCUUUGUGAGGUCUGUCAGCAUCUUACUCCAAGGAAUUUGGUUCAUAGUCAUGGGCUUCAUGUUGUGGACCCCAGAGCUUAUGCCCAAGAGCUGCUUCAUAAACAACGAGAACGGCCACUUGAUAGCCCGCUGCCACAACGAUGAAGCCCUCCACAGGGCAAAGUCGCUAGUGAACAUCGAGUUCAGCUGGCUUCUCAUUGGGGUCACGAUCUUCUCCGUAUCCCUCUACCUCAUCCUAGCAAAGAUUUAUGGAGACAAAGUCCAAUAUCACUCUUUAGACACGCAAACAAAUGAUGUGGAAUCACAGAAGAUAAGUAAGAUUCUUAGCCACGAAUCAUCAGAGAGUUUUAUUCAAUUAGGUAAAAUAUACAAUUUGUAAUCCGUCCUAACAGGGAAAAUUGAACUAAUCACUUGAUCAUGGCGUACACGAUAUUUUUAAGUUUGCAAAGUAUUAUGUUGGAUUGGUGGUUAUGUCUGUAUAUGUUGGAAGAUGCAGAAGUUUUUUCACAUUGAUCGUAUAAUGUUUUUAACUUAUUGAUUGAAAUUAGUUCACGUUGCUAUAGCAGCUUAACACUGGCUAGGGAGUGCUUCCAAUUGGAAGCCCGCAAUGCUAAAUCCACUCACAUGGACUGUACUUUGCCAACUAUUUUGUAUAUCGUCGUUUGUGAGAUGUGGGAGUUCAUCAUUGUAUUUUUUUUUU